UCCAUUUGUGCCAAGGAAUGUGCCUGAGAAAGGAGGCUAGAGCAGCGGGUGGGGGAGCCUGGGACAGAGCUGGGCCCCAGACUGGGGCCACGGAGCCUGGAGAGAAAGCUUCACAGGGCUCCAGUGUCCAUUGACUGUGGCUGAGGCAAGGAGGGGGGGCGGCCCCUCUCCUGGGGGUGCCCCCCCCACUGAGCCACCAUGCUGAGCAUCAAGUUACCCCAGCUGCUCCGGGUUCAUCAGGUCCCUCGGGUCUUCUGGGAAGAUGGGAUCAUCUCAGGUUAUCGCCAUCCCACCAGCUCUGCCCUGGACUGUGUGCUCAGCUCCUUCCAGAUGACAAAUGAGACUGUCAACAUCUGGACCCACUUCCUGCCCACCUGGUAUUUCCUGUGGCGGUUCUUGGCCCUGGCCGAGGGUCCCGGCUUCUGGUCGGAUCCGUACCACUGGCCACUGCUCGUGUUUCUGCUGCUCAUCUGCCUGUACCCGUUCACGUCCUGCUGCGCCCACACCUUCAGCUCCAUGUCGCCCCGAGCCCGCCACAUCUGCUACUUCUUGGACUACGGGGCCCUCAGCCUGUACAGCCUGGCCUGUGCGCUCACCUACGGAGCCUACGCCAUGCCCUCCUCCUGGCUCAACAGCAACCUGCACCAGCUAUUCGUGCCCGCAGCCGCCGUCAACUCUCUUCUCUGCACCUUCCUUUCCUGUUAUUCGAGGUUUCUGGAACUGGAGAACCCACGGCUCAGUAAGGUCUUACGCACAGUGGCCUUCGCUUACCCUUUCUUCUUCGACAACCUCCCACUUUUUUAUCGGCUCCUGCUGUGUUCCAGAGGGAGCUUCAGCUGUGGGCAAGAAGCUCUGAGCGUCAACCACAGCUACCACCUGCUCUGCGCCCUGCUCACUGGUUUCCUCUUCGCUUCCCACUUCCCUGAAUGUCUGGCCCCCGGCCGCUUCGACUACAUCGGCCACAGUCACCAGCUGUUCCACAUCUGUGCCGUGCUGGGCACGCAUUUCCAGCUGGAGGCCGUGCUGGCCGACAUGGGGGCACGGCGGGCCUGGCUGUCGGCCCACAGCCCUCCGUCGUCCCUGGCAGCCACGGUGGCCACCAUGGGCCUCGCGGUGGCUGGGAACCUGCUCAUUAUUGCCAUCUUCACGAUUGCCCUGCUUCGUGCCCCCCAGGUGUGUCCCCUCCUGCAAGGGGACCCAGUCGGAGUCACUAGGCAAAGCCAAGGGGGAAUGAGGAGAGGAGGGAGCUCAGAAGGCUUCUUUCUCCCAGACACCACACAGCUAGCUACCCCCUCAGGUUGUGGCUCAGUCGCUGCCACCACUUCUUCUCCAUAGUUUUUCAUCUCUAGCAGAGAAAUAGAACAGAGACCCAGGUACCCCGAUCUUCAGGCUCGCACUCAGCCCUGGGAAGCGGAGGCACAAAGUCUGAGGCUGCAAGAAAGGGAGGCUGAGAGAGGACAAGAGAGGAUUGAAGGGGAAGUGGGGAACGGAGGGGUCAGCGUUGGCUGGGAUGAAAGGCAGGGGAGGAGACGGAGCAGGAGACCUCUUGUUUUGAGUAGAGGCAGGUGCUAAAGGUGAGAGAUGGGACAGGCUGGUGGGAGAAAGCUGGGGGAUCUCUCAAGUUCCCAGAGAGUGUACAAGCUCAAGGGGAUGGGAAGGUUCCUUGCUGGAUUCAAAUGGAAUUAGCUUGAGCUGUAUGGAAGAGAUCCUGGGGUCUAAGGACCACAGAUGGGGCCAGAGUAAGCCAUUAGGGAUAUUAGAAGUUCUAAUAGGGGCCACAUUAUUAGGUUAUUAUCUGGGCCUAGAUUAGAACAAUCUAGAGGAAGUGUUAUAGACACAGUAUUGGGUGUCAAAGAUUAAGGUGUCUUCUUGGGGAUCCCCCUUCGGGAUCAUGCAAAUAGGAAAUAACUCUUUGUAGGGAGCCUCGGAGUCCUGAGGAAACUAACACCAUUAAUUUAGACUUCACCAAAGGGGCCACCCUUUAACCCCAAUCAUUGGGACCAAAUUCAAGAGGGGAGAGGGACACUCAGUACCUGCCUCACCUGGCCCUCUAGCAUGAAGAAAUGACCAGAAUUAGAUCAUCUCCAAGCCAAGAUGGCAGGGGAGAUGAAGGUGAAGGAAUUGAUUGAUUCCUGGGAAAAACUGGAUUGAAAUGGUUACACCCCUCUUGGUGUGUGUAUCGCUUUACUAGCAAACUAUUUGCAAUAAAGAUCUUCUCUAUCUAA
Messenger RNA from Monodelphis domestica (gray short-tailed opossum), 2225 nucleotides. It is a transcript of the gene PAQR6, whose product is annotated as progestin and adipoQ receptor family member 6. The record is from RefSeq and is a predicted model, not a curated record. Gene Ontology annotation, cellular component: membrane. Gene Ontology annotation, molecular function: signaling receptor activity. Lineage: Eukaryota; Metazoa; Chordata; Mammalia; Didelphimorphia; Didelphidae.